Molecule: messenger RNA, 1848 nt
Organism: Colletotrichum chrysophilum
Lineage: Eukaryota; Fungi; Ascomycota; Sordariomycetes; Glomerellales; Glomerellaceae
Exons: 3
Coding region: 1-1848 (615 amino acids)
Biological process (GO): transmembrane transport
Molecular function (GO): transmembrane transporter activity
Source: RefSeq, a predicted model, not a curated record
AUGUCCGCCCCCGAUCCGGAAAAGGGGUCCCACGCGGCCGAGACCGCGACAACGACCAGCUCCGGCCAAGACUCGCCGCAGCUCCGCCCUCUCAAGACCGUCCAGUCUCGGCACAGCCGCCGGAGCCGCGCCCUGUCUACCUCCUCCACCGACACCGACCCCCUCGAGCCGCUCUCCCACGCCCUAACCCCGGAUCUCGAGACCGAGAUCGAGCACGCCGCCCGGGAGCCCAUCACCUACACCCGCACCGGCACCAGCAUCGGCAGCACCGCCUCGCGCCCGCCCGACUUCGAGGUCACCUUCGAGCCCGGCGACCCCGAAAACCCCAAGAACUGGCCGCUGUGGUACCGUGCCUGGACCAUCUUCGUCGUGUCCUUCUCCACCUGGGUCAUUGUCCUCUACAGCACAAGUUACACGGCGUCUAUCCCGGGUCUUGUUAUCGAGUAUGAGUCGUCUCAGGUCAUCGCGACACUGGGUGUCACGACCUACCUCCUCGGUCUCGCCGCCGGCAGUCUCAUCGUCGCCCCGAUGAGUGAGCUGUACGGCCGACAAUACGUCUACGUCGUCUGCUUCAUCAUCUCGGCGCUGCUCAUCAUCCCGUGCGGUCUGGCCAAGUCCCUGACGACACUCAUCGUCGUCCGCUUCUUUGGCGCCCUCUUUGGUGCCGCUCUCAUCGCCAACAGCCCGGGCACCGUCGUCGACAUCGCCGACGAGGAGUACCGCGCCCUCGCCAUGUCCUUCUACAGCAUCGCGCCCCUGAACGGCCCCGUCACCGGGCCCCUCAUCGGCGGCUUCGUCUUCCAGUACCUCGGCUGGCGCUGGACCAACUGGGUCGUCCUCAUCAUCGCCGGCUUCGCCAUCUGCCUCAUGUUUACUCUCAAGGAGACCUACGCCCCGACCAUCCUCCAGCGCAAGGCCGCCCGCAUCCGCAAGGAGACCGACGACCCGCGCUGGUGGUGCCGCUACGACGAGAAGGUCUCCAAGCUGCACCUCAUCAAGCUCAACCUCAGCCGCCCCUUUGUCCUCAGCUUCACCGAGCCCAUCCUGUGGUUCUUCAACAUCUGGAUCUCCCUCAUCUACGGCAUCCUAUACCUCUGCUUCGUCGCCUACCCGAUCGUCUUCUCCCAGCACCGCGGCUGGGGCCCCGGCACCUCGGGCCUCGCCUUCCUCGGCAUCGGCGUCGGCACCAUCGCCGCGAUCCUCAGCGAGCCCCUCUUCCGGCGCAUCAUCAACGCGCACCCCAAGGACCCCGUCACCGGCCGCGUCCCGCCCGAGGCCACCGCGCGCGUCAUGACCAUCGGCGCCAUCCUCACCCCCAUCGGCCAGCUCGUCUUCUCCUGGACCUGCCUGCCCAAGACGAUCCACUGGGCCGUCCCCAUCGCCUUCGGCAUCCCCUUCGGCGCCGGCAACACCAUCUCCUUCAUCUACGGCAGCAACUACCUCGCCGGCGCGUACGGCAUCUACGCCGCCAGCGCGCUCGCCGGCAACGCCGUCAUGCGCAGCAUGUUCGGCGGCACGCUCCCCCUCGCGGGCCCGAGCAUGUACCGCGCGCUGACGCCGCAGUGGGCUGGCACGCUGUGCGGCCUGCUCGAGCUCGCGCUGAUUCCGAUCCCGAUUAUUUUCUGGCGCUACGGCGAGCGGAUCCGCGCAAAGAGUCCGGUGAUCAAGCAGAUGCGCGAGGACCAGGAGAAGAACGAGAGUAAGCGGGCCAAGGCGCUGGCGAGGCUUGCGCGGAAGAAGGAGAGGGAGGCGGCGGAGGCGGCUGAUGGGGAGAAGACGACUGGUGUGUUGGAGGAGCAGACACAGGCGAGAGACUUUGAGCAGGAGACUGGUAGUGGGAAGGCUUAA